Messenger RNA from Gracilinanus agilis (Agile Gracile Mouse Opossum), 2166 nucleotides. It is a transcript of the gene CAPN12, whose product is annotated as calpain 12. Lineage: Eukaryota; Metazoa; Chordata; Mammalia; Didelphimorphia; Didelphidae. The record is from RefSeq and is a predicted model, not a curated record. Gene Ontology annotation, cellular component: cytoplasm. The transcript is spliced from 21 exons. Gene Ontology annotation, molecular function: calcium-dependent cysteine-type endopeptidase activity; calcium ion binding. Gene Ontology annotation, biological process: proteolysis. Bases 1 to 2166 code for a protein of 721 amino acids.
AUGGCCACUCAGAGGGUGACCAUCCAGCUGGUGGAGGAUGGAGAUGAGGAGGGCGUCCAGGGGCCCUCCUGCUUCCGGGGCCAGUGCUACCACGCAAUCCAGGACUGCUGCCUGCAGGCGGGGGCCCUCUUCCUGGACCCCUGCUUCCCCGCCGGGCCCGCUGCCCUGGGUUAUGACCAGCUGGGGACCGACUCGGAGAAGGCCAAGGGGGUGGAAUGGCUGAGACCCCACGAGUUCUGCGAGAACCCCCAGUUCAUCUGUGAGAACAUGGACAGGACGGACGUGUGCCAGGGCAGUCUGGGCAACUGCUGGUUCCUGGCCGCGGCCGCCUCCCUCACCCUGUACCCGCGCCUCCUCCGUCGGGUGGUGCCCCCCGGGCAGAGCUUCCAGUGGGGGUACGCGGGAGUCUUCCACUUCCAGCUCUGGCAGUUUGGCCACUGGGUGGAUGUGGUGGUGGAUGACCGGCUGCCCGUGCGGGACGGGAAGCUGCUUUUCGUUCGCUCGGCGCAGAGGGCCGAGUUCUGGGCCUCGCUGCUUGAGAAGGCCUACGCCAAGCUCCACGGCUCCUAUGAGGUGAUGCGGGGCGGCCACAUGAACGAGGCCUUCGUGGACUUCACGGGGGGCGUGGGGGAGGUCCUGUACCUGCAGCCCAACACGCCUGGCCUCUUCUCGGCUCUCCGGCACGCCCUGGCCAAGGAGUCCCUCGUGGGGGCCACCGCCCUGAGUGACCGCGGCGAGUACAAGACGGAGGACGGGCUGGUCCGAGGUCACGCUUACUCCGUCACCGGGACCCACAAGAUAACUCUGGGAUUCACCAAAGUCCGGCUCCUCCGGCUUCGCAACCCCUGGGGUCACGUGGAAUGGAGCGGGGCGUGGAGCGACGGCUGCCCCCGCUGGGCCGCCCUCCCUGACGAAUGGCGGGAGGCCCUGCUCGUGAAGAAGGACGAUGGAGAAUUCUGGAUGGAGCUGGAUGACUUCCUGCAACAUUUUAACACAGUCCAGAUCUGCUGCCUGAGCCCCGAGGUGCUGGGUCCUCAGCCCAAGGGGGGUGGCUGGCACGUCCACACCUUCCAGGGCCGAUGGGUUCGAGGCUUCAAUGCUGGCGGGGGCCAGCCAGGCAAUGAGACCUUUUGGACAAACCCCCAGUUCCAGCUGACACUGCAGGACCCCGACGAGGAAGAAACGGAGGACGAUGAGGGGGGUCCGUGGGGCGGCUGGGGGGCCGGAGGGGCCCGCCCUGGAAGGGGGGGCCGGCGCCCCAAGUGCACCGUGCUCCUCUCCCUGAUCCAGAGGAAUCGGAGGCGGCUCCGCGCCCGGGGUGUCACCUACCUCACUGUUGGCUUCCACGUUUUCAGGAUUCCUGAAGAGCUUCUGGGCCUGCAGGACUCCCCCCGGCGCCGGGAGCUCCUGGCUGGCCUGCUCCGGGCUGACCGGUCCCCGUUCAGUAUCCGCCGCGACGUUAGCCGUCGCUGCCGCCUGGCACCGGGCCAUUAUUUGAUCGUGCCCAGCACUGCUCACGUGGGCGAGGAGUCCGACUUCACCUUCCGCAUCUACACAGAAUGCCAGCACACAGCCAGGGAGAUCGACAACGCCGUCAGCGCCGACCUCCAGGUCCUCACGACCCCCUCGGCGCCCCUGGAGUUUGAACUGGAGCAGCUGUUUCAGGAACUGGCUGGAGAGGAAGAAGCCAUCAGUACCGCCCAACUGCAGGCCUUACUGAGCUUAGCUCUAGAGCCUGGGGACUGGGGCAGCUCUUGGACUCACCCGCCUGGAGAAAUCGGGUUCCGGACCUGCGAGCAGCUGAUCCACUGUUUUGGACAAAGAGGCCACUGCCUGACACUGUCAGAGUUUCAGCAGCUCUGGUAUCGCCUCCAGGGCUGGCAGGCCACGUUCAACAAGUUUGAUGCUGACAAAUCCGGGACCAUGAAUUCACACGAGCUGAGGCUGGCCCUCAAUACAGCAGGCUUCCAGCUCAACAACCAGCUGACCCAGCUCUUAACCAGCCGCUACCGUGACAGUCGCCUGCGGGUCGACUUGGACCGCUUCGUGUCUUGUGUGACUCAGCUCACCUGCCUCUUCCGUCACUGCAGCCAGUGCCUCAGUGAAGGAGAAGGGCUCGUCUACAUGACUAAGAGACAGUGGAUGGAGCUGGCCACCUUUUCCUAG